AUGUUGUCGCGCUUUGCCAUCACAUCGUCUCGGAGCAUCGUGCGAACGGCCGCUUGUAGUCAAGCCGUGCCGCAGCCAAUCCAACAGUUCGACGACUUCCUGACCAAGAUCUUCAUCAACAACGAAUGGCACAACUCCAAGUCGGGUCGAGUUUUCCCAACCAUCAAUCCGGCUACGGGCGAGAAGAUUGUGGAUGUUCAGGAAGGAGAUGCGGCUGAUAUCAACGAUGCUGUUCAGGCGGCCAAGAAGGCGUUUGAGCUUGGUUCACCGUGGAGACAAAUGGAUGCGGCCGAUCGUGGAAAGUUGUUGUUCAGAUUGGCCGAUUUGAUGGAAAGGGACAAGGUCUACUUGGCUGUGAGUUUAUUUAUAUUGUAGUGGGUUUUAUGUUGAUAAAAAUUUGAGGAUUGAUGAUUUUUGGGUGAGUUCAAAAAGAUAAGGGAGUUUAAAAGGUAAAAAAAGUCGUUGUUCAUAAAAAGCGUUUUUAAUAUUAACGUAGACAAGUUUUUAAAAUUUUUGAUCUUUACCUUAUGAAAUUUUGGGAUUUAUGGUUUCAAGGCAUUUCGAUAUUAUUUUUGAUUUUUCAGAGUUUGGAAACAUUGGACAACGGAAAACCAUACGCUGUUUCGUAUCUUGGAGACUUGCAUUUGGCUAUUGAAUGUUAUAGGUAUGUUAAGGUAACUUUGUAGUCUAUAACAACUUUUUUGAUUAAAUAAGUUAGUUAUAGCUAUUUUACAUUUAAUUUUUCAAUUCUUUAAUUUAAAAUUGUCUUAAAAAAUUUGCUUUUAGGACUUUUGUUACCUAAAGUUUCAAAAAUUAAUCAAGAACUUAUUUUUAUCAAAUAAUGUCUUUGAUGAUUUAUGUUUUUAUUAAUAUUUUUUACAUUAAACACCUUUUAUAUUCAACUUCAUUUAACGGUAAUAUUUUAGAUACUACGCCGGUUGGGCCGACAAAAUCGAAGGCAAAACCAUUCCAGUUCGUGGAAAGUACUUCACCUACACUCAACACCACCCAGUUGGAGUAGUUGGCCAAGUAAUCCCAUGGAACUUCCCUCUCCUUAUGCAAGCCUGGAAACUUGGCCCAGCUUUGGCCGCCGGUAACACCGUGGUGAUGAAAACGGCCGAACAAACACCAUUAUCAGCACUUCAUGUAGCCAAAUUGGCGGCCGAAGCCGGCUUCCCUCCAGGUGUCAUCAACGUUGUUCCUGGUUAUGGUCCAACUGCUGGUCAUGCCUUGGCUGUUCAUCCUGAAGUCCAAAAGGUAGCGUUUACUGGAUCGACUGAAGUUGGACGAUUGAUCAUGUUGGCGGCGGCCGAAAGCAAUUUGAAGAGAAUCACUUUGGAAUUGGGAGGAAAGAGUCCGAAUAUUGUCUUUGCUGACGCUGAUCGUGAGUUUUUGGUUUGGAUUUCUCGACUGGUGUUUGAUAAGAUCUAUGUUAAUAUAGAAAAGCUAAGAUUCUUGCAUGAAUUUAGAUUUAAUUUUGCCCAAACUUUCAGUGGAUCACGCUGUUAACACCGCAUCUCAAGGCGUCUUCUUCAACCAGGGCCAAACGUGCUGUGCCGGUACCCGAACCUUUGUCGAAGCCAAGGUCUACGAUGAAUUCGUAGCCAGAGCCAAGGCCCUUUCAGAAACCAGAAGACUUGGAGAUCCAUUCAACCCCCAAACAGAACAAGGCCCUCAAGUUGAUCAUGAACAACUGAAUCGCAUCCUCAACUAUGUCAACAUUGGAAAAGACGAAGGAGCUCAGCUUGUAUCAGGAGGAAACCAGUACGGUGAUAAGGGAUACUUUGUAGAACCUACAGUGUUUGCCAACGUUGAUAACAACAUGAAGAUUGCGCAGGAAGAGAUCUUUGGCCCCGUAAUGUCGAUCAUCAAGUUCGACAACAUGAACGAUCUCAUCAGCAAAGCCCAUGCCUCGAUUUAUGGUCUAGCUGCUGGUAUCAUCACCAAGGACAUUGACAAGGCUUUGUAUAUGGCCAAUUCCCUGGAAGCUGGUACUGUUUGGGUCAAUUGCUACAACGUGUUUGAUGCUGCGGCUCCAUUCGGCGGGUUCAAAAUGAGCGGAAUUGGUCGCGAACUGGGAGAGUACGCUUUGGAAAACUACACCGAAACCAAAUGUGUCACAAUCGCGAUCCCGGAGAAAAACUCGUAA
Messenger RNA from Bursaphelenchus okinawaensis, 2149 nucleotides. Lineage: Eukaryota; Metazoa; Nematoda; Chromadorea; Rhabditida; Aphelenchoididae. The record is from the annotation of a GenBank genome assembly.